UCUGCCGAUGUCGUCCGAUCUCUGUGCGUGUUGCACAUCAAUGUUUUGAAUCACAUUUUCCGUCCUCCUUCAGGCGUUUUCCGCAGUUUUCCACUAACAAAUGGCCCGUUGAAAAUAUUAGUUUCAAUCGUGUAGUGAUAAAUUAAAAUCCAUGUUAAGUCUGUAGAAAACACUAAAGAUCCAGACGGGUGAAAAGUAAUAUAGCGAUGUCCGGCCUCAUCGAGUAUCUGAAGGGUCCCGAGCUGGUGGUCAAAGUGCAGGAGUUUUUCGGCAUCGAGUAUCUGCAUUGCCGAGAGAAUGGAAAAAUCGAUUCGAGUGAUGCGUACUGCGGCGGCGUUGGAUCCUCGCUUAGGACGAGAACCAAACUGCGCGACGGGAAUAAGCAGAAUGGGGAUUUGACAAAUUUGGACGAGGACAGUAGUGGCAGCAGCAGCGGCGGCAAUGACUCAGACAAGUGUCAGGGCGGUGCAGAUAAGGAAACCGUCAUGCCUUAUCGAAUCACGAAUAAAUUUUGGUAUUAUUUGUUCCUUAUUGGGACGGAACUAGGGGAUGAAAUCUUUUACGCAACGUUCAUUCCGUUCUGGUUCUGGAACAUCGACAGCGCCGUGGGAAGGAGGGUCAUUAUGGUUUGGUCGGCGGUUAUGUACGUAGGACAAAGCCUAAAGGAUGUCAUUAGAUGGCCUCGACCGGGCUUCCCUGUUAGCAGAUUGCAAAAGAAGUGGGCUCUGGAGUACGGAAUGCCUUCAACGCAUGCAAUGGUUUCCGUGGCGAUUCCUUUCUCGGUUCUAAUCUAUACUCAUGAUAGGUACAUAUAUUCCUUGCCAGCAGGUCUGGCUUUUGCCACAAUUUGGUGUGCAGUUAUUUGCUUCAGCAGAGUUUAUUUAGGAAUGCACAGCGUACUGGAUAUUUUUGCCGGUCUGGGCUUGGUUGUGGCCCUUAUGAUUCCACUGAUUCCAAUAGUGGACAAAUUGGAUUAUAUAAUAGUUACCAGCAAAUGGUCACCCAUUCCAGUUUUGGCAAUUUCUAUUUUAUUAAUCGUGUUCUAUCCGGAUUCGGGAAUCUGGACCCCAACGAGGGGAGACACAGCGCUAACGGUUAGCGUAUGUGCAGGACUGGAAAUUGGCGCCUGGUUACACUACACCUUGGGCGAUUUUAAACCCCCAGCAAAUCCUCCACCCUACGAAAUCAUCUGGCCGUCCUACGCCAUGUUGGGAAUGCUGUUGCUCCGGACCGUCCUGGGCCUCUGCUGUGUGGUGGCCACCCGUGCCUUCGGAAAAUCCAUUUCCUACGCGUUUGUGUGCUUCCUCUUGGGGCGGGACAAAAAUGAACUGCGCCGCUCCGAGAACACCUUGCAGAACAAGAACAAAAUCAUCGUCGAGUUGUCGUACAAGUUCUUCGCCUGCGGAAUGAUUGGUUUCAACACGCAAUACUUACUGCCGAAUGUGUUCAAAUUGCUCCGUAUAGGGCGGCCGGAUUUCUACACCGAGAUCUAAGCCGGGAUGCAUGCCGGGAGAUUCAACGACAUCACGCAAACAUUCCUUCUCGUUUAACAUUAGUAGGAUAGAUACGCUUUUGUUUGCGUUUUGAAUUUCAAAAGUGACGUUACUCCACUUAGUCGCUUAUGGCGUAUGAAUCUAAAAGUCAUAUUUAUUGCAACUAACUUUCUUAGGUCGUCGAAGAUUGUUCAGGUUUUGUUGUUCACUUGUACGUACUAAACGCACAUAAGCACAAGAUUUUUUCUCAUCAUCUCCCAAAAUGCAAAAUCUUCCAAGACGGGUUGUGCGGAACUCCGUAAAUUCAUUAUUCUAGUCCCCGAGCGAACACCCGAACAGUGAGUUAGUGAAACAAUUCUAGACUAAUUUGGAACAACAGCUGAUGAGCCAUGUAUUUUUUUAUAAUCUUCAUCAAUUACCUCCUCGAAAAAAAAAUGAUCUGCUUCUAUAAUUAUGCAAGACAAGUCAUGAAUGGUUCAUUAGCCGUUGUUCUUCAUUAGUCUAAAUAGAUAUUAGUACAUAGGCCUUAUGUAUGAAACAAAAGUAUAAUUGCUGUCAAAUUAGAAAGUUUUCAAUCUCGUUGAAUUUCUUUUCUACUUUAACUUACACAUUACGGAUGAACGAAGAGAAAUAAAACUUCCAUUAGUAGUAUUAAA
Armigeres subalbatus is the source of this 2149-nucleotide messenger RNA. Its product is annotated as sphingosine-1-phosphate phosphatase 1-like. Gene Ontology annotation, cellular component: endoplasmic reticulum membrane. NCBI's taxonomy places the organism in Eukaryota, Metazoa, Arthropoda, Insecta, Diptera, Culicidae. The record is from RefSeq and is a predicted model, not a curated record. Gene Ontology annotation, molecular function: sphingosine-1-phosphate phosphatase activity. The transcript has 5 exons. Bases 207 to 1493 code for a protein of 428 amino acids. Gene Ontology annotation, biological process: sphingosine metabolic process.